CACUCAGCAGCAGUGCCCUGAGAAAUAACUCCUACCUUUAGCAGUUAUCUUUACGUACUGCUGGCAAUAUCAAAGCACGGUCCACCGUUAUUCUUUGCGGAGGAGGAAAAAGCGCAGAAAAUGUUCUGGCUUUGAGUCGCUCCUCUGGUCCGAACACAUCACAGAACCUGCUCCGAAGCCGGGGAGAUGCGCGCGCUACGUCACCUGUGUUUAUUUUAGGUGUCGCGUGCGCUGAGAAGUCUUUGGAUGACAGGAGCGCGCGGCGGUGAAGCAUCUCGCGCUCCAGCAAUCCAUAAAUUAACAGAGUUGGCUAUGUGUUAGCCAAACUGUUGUUGUUUUUAUGCUGGUUAGGUCCUAAUUGGAUUUUCUGUCGCCGGGAAACUGUUACGUAAGUUUUAUUCUUAUACUGUGCAGCAGAAUAUUUGAGCCAAAUAAAAGCCAAAAGAAAAAAAAAGAAAAGGUUGUAGGAUGGAUGUCUCCAAUUCGAAUUCUUCAUCCUUCACUUCGCCUGAUUAUCUAGAACAAGAUCACGAUCAUUACAACAACGUGCUCAUGCCCAGCAUCUUUGGUGUCAUCUGCUUCUUCGGGAUAAUUGGAAACUGUAUUGUCAUCUACACUAUUGUAAAGAAGACAAAGUUCUGCUCCAACCAAACAGUACCUGACAUAUUUAUCUUCAGCUUGUCCAUCGCAGACCUGCUCUUUCUGCUCGGCAUGCCUUUCCUCAUCCACCAGCUUGUUGGCAACGGCUCAUGGUGCUUUGGUGCCACCAUGUGCACUGUAAUAACAGCGCUCGAUUCCAACAGCCAGAUUGUCAGCACCUAUAUCCUGACUGUGAUGACACUGGACCGCUACUUGGCUACUGUCCACCCGAUCCGCUUCAAACAUGUUCGCACCCCGUUUGUGGCCGGGGCAGCCGUGGCACUAGUGUGGGUGUUUUCUCUGGUCUCCAUCACACCGGUGUGGAUGUACACAGGACUCAUGCGACUUAAGGAUGGCUCAGUCGGCUGCGCCCUCCUCCUCCCCAACCCGGCAACAGAUACCUACUGGUUCACCCUCUACCAGUUCUUCUUGGCCUUUGCUCUGCCUUUGGCGGUCAUCUGCGGCGUCUUCUUCAAGAUUCUCCAAAACGUGUCAGCUACAGUUGCUCCACUGCCCCAGCGCAGCCUGAGGAUGCGGGCCAGAAAGGUGACCCGUAUGGCAGUGGCUAUUUGCCUGGCAUUCUUCAUAUGCUGGGCCCCCUACUACAUUCUGCAGCUGGCCCACCUCGGAGUACAGCGGCCCAGCUUUGCUUUCAUGUACGCCUACAACAUCGCUAUCAGUAUGGGCUAUGCCAACAGCUGCAUCAACCCUUUUAUCUACAUUGUCUUAAGUGAAACAUUUAAGAGGCAGUUCAUUGUAGCCAUUCGGCCGCCCCACAGGGGUUUCAGAGUCGCCCCUGCUGUGGCCGAUGGCAGCAUGACUUUGAGGAUGGCACCAGAAAGCUUUCAUCCAUCUCAUUCGCAGUCAUCGAGGGAACUGCUCCCAAACACACUACCUGUCACUGUGGCUGUGCACUGAGACGGACAGUUAUCCGGUCAGCACUGCCAACUACCAUUGCCAGCUAACAGCCAUCUGCCACUGUAAACUGUUCAUAUUUCCUCUGAAAAAAAUAGUUUGCAUCAAGGUAUAUUUAAAGAGGAACUUUAACUGUCAGCAGUUCAUUUAUGUGUCAAGUGGUGGUAUAAUUUGUGACUUUUGUAGAUGUGCUCAUUGUGAGUAACAGCUGUUUAGUCACACUGUUAUCAAUAUGACUAUAAAAAAGGAACAACAGUCAACCUGUAUGAGGCACAAGGCAUUUUAAGUUUUAGCAAGCUAUAGACUAUAUGAAUAAGAUUAGAUUUGAGAACAUGACUGACUGAAAAUCCAAUGUUUAGUUUUUUUUAACAGCUUGAUUAGUCCUUGUUUUCCUAUGUGUAAGUUUCUUGUAAAUCAUUUUUUGAGUUUGAAUUGGCCAACAGUGUUUCAAUAAUGUCAACAAAGACAAAAGACAUAAAAGAAGACACUUUUUACAUCAGAUGUAGUAACAAAAUUUCGUCCUGCAUAUACAGUUACAAUACUCAGAUGCAAACCUUAUUCCUGCACCUCAACAGCUUUUAAUUUGGGAAAUGUUGAUAUUUAUCUAACUGUAUCUAAAGCUGCAAUUGGAGGAAAUCAAGAAAAGAAAAGAAAAAACUUCCAAAAGCUUAAAGUAUACAGCCCUCCUCCUGCAGACUUUCUGCAUUUGAAACACACGAUAAUAAUCGAGAUAAAAGUCAACAUUCAUUUGUGGCUUCAACCAGGGUUCAAACUUCUUCUGACCCACUGUCCCAAGACAAUGGAUUCUUGCAAUGGACUUUGUUGUUGUUUGUAGUCUCUCACCUGCUCUGGGUGAAGCCUUGUGAUUGGCUAAAAUGGGCUGGAUUUUUGGAUGCUAUCAGCCCAUUGUCAUCAUAGCUCAUCUACAAACACAAGGGCCUCCGAGACCUCAUACUAAGGUCAGUAGGCUGGUAUCAUUUAUUCCAAUAAAUAAAAUGAAAGCAGCCCUGAUAACAUAAGUGACCACAUUCAGUUGUGUGAAUAAGUAUAUAUAUAAAACCUCUGGUGGGGUCGUCACCUUGCUGAGGUACAAAAUUGAGCUUUGUAACAUGUAGUAAACGUAGCGACAGGGUGUAGUUUAACCCAAACUAUGAUCCUUUUCUAAACCUGACUUAAAUACUAAAAUACAAUUUGGAAAAACAGAAAAUAAAGGUGAACAUCCAAUGAGAUUUUAAGUCAAAAAUAACACUACAAUAAUUUUCAGAGACAAGACUUGAACUCCAGUCUGCUUGGUAAAAUCCUGCUGACUUCCACCACCAACAUCCUCCUCAACCUUCAAGCAUGGACUUUUGUUUCUCUUUGGAAGUGUAAAAUUGUGGCUCCAUCACUAUUAUAUAAGGUGAUAGUAGAGCACCACCCACUGGAUGGAACAGCCUACUGAGCACACUAGAAGACGGAGGAGGUUCCUUAGCACCAAUAUGUAUAGAAUGGUCUGGCUGCACCUUAUUAUUAUUUUGAUGUAGGGGGAAAAUGCUCUAAUGUUUGUAUGUCUUUAAACCAAUCACAGUCAUCAUGGGUGUGCUGUGGCUGCAGCACCAAUGAUCCCUUAAAAUAGUAAUGGUGCAGUUGGUUUGGUGGAACAUUUGCAUGCAGGAAGGUUAGAACUGUCUUAAAAUGAAUAAUUCACCCAAAAUAAUCUUAGCAAGAUUGGUUUAUUGCAUGAUGCAAAUCCUCAGCUCCACAUUUUCAGCAUGUGGGUUGCUGCCUGAAGGUUACUGUGUUUGUUUCGCUUAGUGGAGAAGAAUUUAGAUAACAGGAAGGUAGGAAAAAGCUGCAUUAACCUGGCCACCAGUGGCAGACUUAUUGGUAAGUCAGAUGCACAAAACAGGAGAAGGUGCAGAGGUCUAGUUUCUUCUCAGACUACCUGAGUUAAAAUAUGCUAAAAUGUUCAUAUUAUUAAGUGUUCAAUUGUGGAAAAAAUACUGCCUACUUUAACUUUAAUUGUUUUAUGUCACAAUUUGCAAUCAGUACAGUUGGUUUACAGAAUUUAUUGUGUGUCUUUAUGUUUGUGCAUCAAACAGUUCGAUGUUGUAUUUGAUUAUGAUCAUUUUUUUGGUCAUCACUUGAAUAGAAAACAUAUUAAAACGUAUUCCCGGAGUGCAUCUGUAUGCUAUCCAAUCCACGUUAAGUGCAGCUUUUACCUUUUAAAUGUUGUAAUUUUAUCUAUAUUGUGGCAGAAAAACUGUGAUUUGAUAGACUGUUUGAUCCAUCGCCUGAGUAUUUAGCACAUUUGACAGAUAAAUCACUUGUAUUCUGUAGUGGUGUACCAUUAAGCAGGCACACUCAAAGCCGUAGGCAGUGCAAGUUAUUAGAUGAAAAUCCUUACUAGUGGCCUGUAAUGAAGGGCUGCUACUUUCCUCAAAUCAUCGACUACGGAAAGACUGCACAUGGAUGAUGGUCUAUAGGCUUUUUGAACAUUGCAGUGUCAUUGCUCACGCUUCCUGAAAAUGUAUCAUGCUGAAUCUUUGUGACCGUUUGACUUCUGGUGCUGUGAUGCAGGUAUUUGUUUCUGCGUAUAUGACCAGGUAUCUUUACUGUGUUAUGACCGCUUUGGAAAUGUACACGCUGGCAUGUCUGUUGUCGUGUCUCUGUGUAUGUUCACUGGUUAUCAAAGCUCCAGGAGGUGAAGAAGACUGUUUUAUCAUAGUUGAAUAAAAAAGACUUUUCAUCAGGGGGCCAGAACUAAUUGACUUUAAUAUAAAGUUAUAAAUAGAUCUCCAAAGCGUGAUGGAUUUGAGUUUUCAGUUCUAUUCAGGAGUACAUGCAUGCUUUGUACUAUCAAAGUAGGAAACCUUGGUUAGUUUUAUAAUUUUUUUUUUUGUCAUUGCCAACAUCAAAUAAAGAAAAGUGUUGAAUUCAGUGGUAUGCAAAGUCAUUUAUCAAGGAUGAAACAUUCCAAUCCAAACAUCAGCUUAUUCUUAGUAGAGGGGGGUGACAGAGAAGCAGGUUUUCAGCUUUUCACAGUGGCAUGACUCUGUGUUCCUGCUAAUUCAAAUGUCAGGAGGAAGGAUUCAUAGCAACACACAUUAUUUUUUAAAAGAAAAUGAGUGGAAUAAAGCCAGGAUUAUAGUGCUUUAAAAUGGUAAUUCCCUAUUAUAAGAAACCCCCCGACACGACUCCAAACAUACACACACAUGCACUUCAAAAGGACAUUGCAAGGCUAUUAUUCAUGCUCAGCACUGGUAAGAGAUUAUCUUUGAGUGACUGUGUUUAUAGAACAUUAAGCCUGAUCACAAAACUGCAUGACACCGCUAAUAAAUCUUUCUCUGCCCUUGUG
This is a messenger RNA of Acanthochromis polyacanthus (spiny chromis), 4891 nucleotides long. RefSeq names its product melanin-concentrating hormone receptor 1b (gene mchr1b). Gene Ontology annotation, biological process: neuropeptide signaling pathway. Lineage: Eukaryota; Metazoa; Chordata; Actinopteri; Pomacentridae. Bases 469 to 1557 code for a protein of 362 amino acids. Gene Ontology annotation, molecular function: neuropeptide binding; melanin-concentrating hormone receptor activity. The transcript has 2 exons. The record is from RefSeq and is a predicted model, not a curated record. Gene Ontology annotation, cellular component: membrane; neuron projection.